Molecule: messenger RNA, 1329 nt
Organism: Eruca vesicaria subsp. sativa (arugula)
Lineage: Eukaryota; Viridiplantae; Streptophyta; Magnoliopsida; Brassicales; Brassicaceae
Source: the annotation of a GenBank genome assembly
ACCAUUUUCUUCCUCUCCUUCAUAAUUGAUUUAAAAAUAAAUAAUUUUUACAGAAACAAAAAAAUUGCAGAGAGAGAGAGAAGGAGAAGACGACAGGAGAGAGAGAGAGACGACCAUUUUGUCAAUAGACAGAGAGAGAGAGAGAGAGAGAAGAAGAAGGAGAAGACGGAGACAACAAUGGCGGAAGAAAAUAGGGAGAAGAAUGAAGGAGAAAGAGAAGAAGAGAGCGUUAAGGUUUUCGUCGGACAAAUUCCAAAACAUAUGUCGGAAUCUCAACUCCUUGCAUUGUUUCAAGAGUUUGCUGUCGUCGACGAGGUUAACAUCAUCAAGGACAAGAUCACACGCGCUUCUCGAGGAUGUUGUUUUGUAAUAUGUCCAUCGAGAGAAGAAGCAGAUAAGCUGGUCAAUGCUUGUCAUAACAAGAAGACGUUACCUGGUGCAGCCAGUCUAUUGCAAGUAAAGUAUGCAGAUGGCGAAUUGGAAAGGCUAGAGCACAAGCUUUUUGUCGGCAUGCUUCCAAAGAAUGUCUCUGAAGCUGAACUUCUAUCUUUGUUCUCCAAGUACGGGACGAUUAAGGAUCUACAGAUUCUUCGUGGUGCUCAACAAACAAGCAAAGGCUGUGCUUUUCUUAAGUAUGAGACCAAAGAACAAGCUGUUUCUGCCAUGGAAGAAAUCAAUGGAAAACAUAAAAUGGAGGGUUCAACUGUUCCUUUAGUGGUCAAAUGGGCAGACACAGAAAGGGAGAGACAUACAAGAAGACUUCAGAAGGCGCAGUCACACAUGGCUCGGUUAGCUAACACUGAUCCUACAAACCCCUCAUUGUUUGGAGCAUUACCCAUGAGUUAUGCUCCACCGUAUAACGGAUAUGGUUAUCAUCAAGCUCCUGGAACUUAUGGUUACAUGCUACCACCAAUUCAGAACCAAGCUCCAUUACCCAACAUAGGUAAUAGCAACCCGUUGCAAAGAACCUCACCUGACUCUGUGCCACCUCGCUUGGCCCGUAGAAGCUUUCCUUUGCCACCAGCAAACUACAUGGGCUCUGGUUAUCCCCCUGUUCGUAGUCUCCCUUAUCCAUUGGCUUAUCCCAGAGGUAUUAUGAAUCCUCGCCCUCUAAGUAGCUCUCCUGGAUCCUUGUCACCUGGCGGGUCAACACCUUUAGGAAUCGGUUUGAGUUCCGUGGUUCAAACUCAAACAGAAGGUUUUGUUAGUUAUGACUCGCAAGCAGCCGCUCAGAACGCUAUUAACAUGAUGAACGGUCGCCAUUUAGGCGGUAAGAAACUGAAAGUCCAGGUUAAGAGAGACAACAACAAUGGUCAACAGAGUAGUUAA